Messenger RNA from Osmerus eperlanus (European smelt), 1491 nucleotides. Its product is annotated as desmin-like. The coding region runs from base 144 to 1292 and encodes 382 amino acids. Gene Ontology annotation, cellular component: intermediate filament; cytoplasm. Gene Ontology annotation, biological process: intermediate filament organization. Lineage: Eukaryota; Metazoa; Chordata; Actinopteri; Osmeriformes; Osmeridae. Gene Ontology annotation, molecular function: structural constituent of cytoskeleton. The transcript has 4 exons. The record is from RefSeq and is a predicted model, not a curated record.
AGGUGUUUCAGCAAGAUAACAAGCAGCGGCAGGAGAACAGGACUUCUCGCACUAGUGGAUCUACUUCUGAGGAAACGCAGCCUAUUGUUACAGGAUCGACUGUAGCUUUCAUCGCACACUCGUAAAACACAAACACCGCCAAAAUGAGAGGAUCCUCCUAUUCCCAGAAAACUCUGCAGGUGAGCGGCUCAUCCAACAGGAUGCGCGUCCAGAGUCCGUCCCCGUCCCGUUGCCGCGGAUCCUCGUACAACAACCGAGGCCGCUCCGGUUUCCAGGGCAGCGCGGUGGAGGUCGGCACUGAGAUCCAUCAGCACCACGCCAACGAGAAGGAGGAAAUGCAGGAGCUGAACGUCAAGUUUGCCGGCUACAUCGAGAAGGUCCAGGCGCUAGAACACAGGAACGCCACGCUCCAGGCCGAGCUGGCCGCGCUUCAAGGCCGCUUCAAGGGAGGCCCAACCGGAGUCGGAGAAGAGUACGAGCUCAAGUUCAAGGAGAUGAGGGAACUGAUUGAGUCAUUGACCAACGAAAAGGGAGCAGCUGACAUCGAGAGAGGCUACAUUGAGGAGGAGGUUGAGGUGUGGACGAUGAGACUGGAAGAGGAGAUGGCACUCAAAGAGGAGGCCGAGAUGAUCUUGAAAGAGUUCCGCCAGGAUGUGGACAACGCUACCCUGCAGAAGGCCGACCUGGAGAAGCGGGUUGAGCAGCUGGUGGCCGAGAUCGAGUUCCUGAAGAAGCUGCAUGACGAGGAAGUGGCCGACCUGGUGAGGCAGAUCGAGGACUCCAAGGUCACGGCCCAGCUGGACGGCGACCGGCCUGACCUCGCCGCCUACCUCCGCAACAUGCGGGUGGAGAUCGAGGCCGUGGCGGCCCGCAACGUCCAGGAGGCGGAGAAGUGGUACAAGGGCAAAUUCGACACGCUGAAGGAGCACGCCGGCAAGCACGAGGGCCAGAUGAAGAGCAUGAAGGAGGAGAUCAGCGUCUUCCACAACCAGGUGUCCGACCUGCAGAACCAAAUCGACAGCCUGAGGGCCCGCAACGCCGCCAUGGAGCAGCAGCUGGAGGACAUGGAGGUGAACCACCAGGACAAGGUGGGCGGUCUGGAGGGCAUCAUCGCCCAGCUGGAGGCCCAGCUGUGCGAGACCAAGUUGGAGAUGAGCAAGUACCUGCAGGACUACCAGGAGCUGCUGCACAUCAAGCUGAGGCUGGAUGCUGAGAUCGCCACCUACAGGAAGCUGCUGGAAGGAGAGGAGCAGAGGCUGGGCAUCGCUGGAGAGGGAGAGCCUGCAGUCUAAAGUCAUUCCUGACAGAGGAAAGUCUCAAACAUGACGUGUCCAUCAUAGAGGAGAGGACUUGGAGUCUUGCCAUGGGGAGGAGCCUCUACCAGUCGCAGGAGGUCUGACAGCCCCACAACAGCCCUCCAUCCCUCCACCCCUCCACUCUACAGCUUCCCUUCAACUUGAAUCUUCACCUUUCAACAUCUCCACUUUCCUC